AUGUUGACUUCGAAGCUGGAAGUGUUAGUAGAUUUUGGUCCGAAGCCUGAUGAAAAACUAAUUGAUAUGACGGUAAAUCAACUAAAAGCCCAAGAUGGAGUAACACAGGCAGUUUAUAAAGAUGGAGCAGUUAUGGUGGAAACAACAUUACCAAGUAGCAUAAUAUUAGAUGUGGUGAAAAAAACUUCUGGCAAAAGAGCUGUUUUACAGGGGUUUGGAGACACUCAAUCUGCAGUAGCGAUGGUCUCUAGCCAGUCGUGCUGUAAAAGCCGUGUCUUAGGGGUCAUUAGGUUCCAACAGACCCCCGAGGGGCCUCUAGUAGCCGAUGGCAGUAUGGACGGGUUAAGUACCGGACCGCACGGGAUACAUGUACAUGAUGCGGGGGAUCUCAGUUUGGGCUGUAAUUCCAUAGGAGAUCAUUUCAACCCCUACAAUGCACCUCACGGGAGUCCGUCAGACCCACCGAAUAAGAGACAUGCAGGAGAUCUUGGUAAUAUAAUGGCUGAUGAAAAUGGACGCGCCACUUUCAGAAUUGUUGAUAAUGUUCUUAAGAUACACGAUAUAGUGGGUAGAUCGAUAGCAGUCACAGAGAGACCUGACGAUUACGGUCGGGGUUCGAGUCCCGAGUCCAAAAUUAACGGAGACUCCGGUGAAUCUGUUGCCUGUGGUGUAAUAGCUCGGUCUGCGGGAAUAUUUCAAAAUCCAAAACGCAUAUGCGCAUGCGACGGUGUGGUUGUAUGGGAUGAAAAAGAUAGGCCUCUAGCGGGGAAGGGACGGAGGAAGUGUUGCCAGGAUAAGGAUAGCAAUAGCAGGGAUAAUGUUAAACCGUGUUGCAAGGUG
Molecule: messenger RNA, 840 nt
Organism: Brenthis ino (lesser marbled fritillary)
Lineage: Eukaryota; Metazoa; Arthropoda; Insecta; Lepidoptera; Nymphalidae
Source: the annotation of a GenBank genome assembly